AUGGCCCUGAAGAGGAAACAUACUUGUUUCUGGACAUUGGGUCUAUGUUUGCUUUUCAACAACCUUUCCAAGGCAGAUAUUCCCACCCUGCCGAGUAUUGAUAACCCGAAGUUUAAACAAGAAUGCAUUGACCACCAUAAUAAAAUGCGAAGCCAGGUCAACCCUCCAGCAGCCAAUAUGAAUUACCUGACUUGGGACAAAGAAUUAGCAAAACUGGCCAAAUAUUGGGCUAAACAGUGCAAAUUUGCUCAUAAUCCCUGUACUUCAAAGAACUAUGGAUGUCUUGAGAAGCAUAAGUCUGUUGGAGAAAACAUAUAUUUAGGUGGAAUAAAAAUUACACCAAGUCAAGUUAUUUCUGGUUGGUAUAAUGAAAGUGCCUAUUAUGACUUCGACACUAACAAGUGUACUAAAGGAUGUGGCCAUUAUUUACAGGUAGUUUGGGCCAAAACGUAUAAAGUUGGUUGUGCAGUUGUAAAUUGUCCUCAUCUCUUGGGAAAAUCAGCUGCAUUUUAUGUAUGUGAUUAUAUACCAGGAGGAAAUAUCCAGGGCAGCAGACCUUACAUCAAAGGAGAACCCUGCACUCAGUGCGAUUUCAAUGACUGCAUCAACAAGCUCUGCCGUAAGCAAAAGAGAAAAGACAGCAUUAGACAGUAA
Messenger RNA from Psammomys obesus (fat sand rat), 654 nucleotides. It is a transcript of the gene Glipr1l1, whose product is annotated as GLIPR1 like 1. The record is from RefSeq and is a predicted model, not a curated record. Lineage: Eukaryota; Metazoa; Chordata; Mammalia; Rodentia; Muridae. The transcript has 4 exons. The coding region runs from base 1 to 654 and encodes 217 amino acids.